CCUUGUGCCUUGAAGGUUGAUCCGGGGCUCUCGAUCUAGCCCCGUUGAUCCUUUUCAACCGUCUCAUUUCUUCUCCCCUUCUUCCCCCGGUCCAUCUGUGAAAGAUGCACCGAGAGGAAGAAGGAAGAAGGAAAACCUGGGACAGGCAUAAUCCGAACUUCACCUAUGACUUAUGAGUCAUGAAGCUCCCAAAAUAAGAUGAUGAUGAAACCCCAUGGGGAAGAAAAACGGAGAGGGUUAGACCAACAUGUGGGGAUUAGAAAGAGACAGGGGGACUGGGAAGUCAGGAACCUGGCGCAAUCGGCGUUUCGAGUUUUGGUUCGCUGCUUUGCGUGUGUUGAUUACCAUCUUCGUCAUCUACAUCUAGAUGAAUAUGUCUCUCUCCCCCGUUGCAACGGUGCCUUUCCAUGCAUUCAGUUCUUAGUCCCAAGAUAUCCUUUUUUUAUUGUAAAGCAGAAAGGAACAAGAGGCGAGGAAAACAAAAAGAAAUCACUCCAACAAUCAUAUAGACGUAAUUCAGUGGCAUUGUCUGUCGCAAUGCUUGAUAAUAAUCGGAGAUACUUGUGUCUGGAUGCAUGUAUCAUUGGAUAUACAUUUGAAUUUCCAGCGAGGCCAAAAAGCUCAAUGGCGUCUAUGAACAUGGUAGAGUAUGUAUGUAUAUAGUAUAUAUGGUCAUCAUCAACAUCAAAUUAUUCAUGGGUAAAGCGUUAGGUGUGGGUAGUGGGUGGAAGAAGGGAGGGUUCGGAUU
This is a messenger RNA of Aspergillus uvarum CBS 121591, 748 nucleotides long. RefSeq lists its product as uncharacterized. NCBI's taxonomy places the organism in Eukaryota, Fungi, Ascomycota, Eurotiomycetes, Eurotiales, Aspergillaceae. Bases 199 to 663 code for a protein of 154 amino acids. The record is from RefSeq and is a predicted model, not a curated record. The transcript has a single exon.